AUGCUUCUUGUUAACACUCCUUUUGAUGGAAGAGGAUAUGGGGGUUGGAGAAGGGGAAUGCUCAUAGCUUUGUCUGCUAAGAACACAGUAGGACUCAUUGAUGGAAUAUUUCUUCAGCCCAAAAUCUCUUCUGAUGACUUCAAGUCUUGGACCCGUUGUAAUGACAUGGUCAUUUCUUGGUUAUUAAACUCUCUUUCCAAAGCAAUAGCAGAGAGUGUUCUGUACACCAAGACCGCCAAGGAAAUCUUGGAUGAGCUUGAAGAAAGGUUUGGUCAGAGUAGUGGACCACAACUUUAUCACCUACAAAAGGAGAUCAGUGAGUCAACACAAGGAAAUUUGGACAUAGCAGGAUACUAUACUAAGCUGAAAAAGUUGUGGGAUGAAUUGGACAGUCUGGAUGUAUGCCAACACUGUACCUGUGACUGCAGUUGUGGUGGUAAACUCAAAAACUACAAAUCUCAACAGGAUAGCAGACUCAUUCAGUUCCUUAUGGGACUGAAUGACACUUAUGCAGCAGCUAGAAGCAAUCUACUUCUGCUAUCUCUUUUGCCUUCACUGAGUCAUGCCUACUCCUUGCUUAUCAGGGAUGAGAAGCAAAGAGAAGUACAUAUCUCUCAUCAUCCAGCUGAAAGUGCCUUUGUUGCAGCUCAACGGUCCUAUGGAGGACAAAAAGUCACACCUGCUAAGAAGUUCAACAUGGAAACAAAGAAGGGAACUAAGUUUUGCAACUAUUGCAAGAAGCAAAAUCAUACCAUUGAAAACUGUUAUAGAUUGAUUGGUUUUACCUCAGAUUUUAAGUUUACCAUAUCCAAAAGAUUCAAUGAGCACAGAGCAAUGCAGCAGUUUCCAUGGAAACAUCAGAUACUCAGCCAAAUAGUGCAGGAGACCAACCCAUGA
This is a messenger RNA of Nicotiana attenuata, 897 nucleotides long. RefSeq lists its product as uncharacterized. The transcript has a single exon. The record is from RefSeq and is a predicted model, not a curated record. NCBI's taxonomy places the organism in Eukaryota, Viridiplantae, Streptophyta, Magnoliopsida, Solanales, Solanaceae. Bases 1 to 897 code for a protein of 298 amino acids.